UUGUUUUGGCAUUUUCCUGCAUUUAAUUGCUUUUAGGAACCAUUUAUAGAACUGGUAACCUGUUGUUUGAAUGUGGUGUUCUUCUUCUUCAUCAUGAAGGUGUCUGUGCUUAAUACAGUGGAUACCUCGCACGAGGAUAUGAUCCAUGAUGCACAAAUGGAUUAUUAUGGCAAGAAGCUGGCGACAUGUUCAUCUGACCGAACAGUAAGAAUUUUUGAGAUCAGUGAAAAGAAUCAAACUCUUGUUGCUACUCUGAGAGGACAUGAAGGCCCAGUGUGGUCAGUGAGUUGGGCACAUCCUAAAUUUGGAAAUCUUUUGGCUUCAUGUUCUUAUGAUAGAAAGGUUAUUUUAUGGAAAGAAACAAGUAAUGGUUGGACAAAGCUUCAAGAAUUUUGUAAUCAUGACUCAUCAGUAAAUGCUAUAUCCUGGGCUUCUCCAGACUAUGGUUUAAUGCUAGCUUGUGGAUCUUCUGAUGGCUCCGUCUCUAUUAUAAGCAGUUCAGGUGAUGGACACUGGGAAACAAUAAAAAUAAGUAACGCACACACAAUUGGUUGCAAUGCUGUUAGCUGGGCUCCUUCAGUCGUGCCAGGGACGUUAUUGGAGGGGACUGGGGCAAAGUCCGGUCCUUCAGUCAAAAGAUUUGUCACAGGGGGAUGUGAUAACUUGGUAAAAGUAUGGAAAGAAGUCGAUGGCCAAUGGGAAGAGGAGGAAAAACUAGAAGCACACAGUGACUGGGUCAGAGAUGUUGCUUGGGCACCUAAUGUUGGUCUCCCUAUUAGCACCAUAGCAACAUGUUCUCAGGAUUGUCGUGUUGUUAUCUGGACAAAGGAUGAAGUUAAUGGAGGAACAUGGACUUCUAAGGUUGUAAAGAAGUUUGGUGAUGUUGUGUGGCAUGUGAGUUGGUCAGUCACAGGCAGCAUUUUAGCUGUAUCUGGGGGAGAUAACAAGGUGAGCUUAUGGAAGGAGUCUCUAGAGGGGCAGUGGGUUUGUGUCAGUGAUGUGUACAAAGGUCAAGGUCAGGAGCCACAAUGAUGUCACAGUGAUGUCACAUAGCCAUAUUUAGACAAAGAACUUUUUUAAAUAUCUAGAGAAGAAAAUGUGAGAUACAUCUGCAUCAAAGAACUUGGACCUGGGAAUGUAGUUUGGUUACCUGAGAAUGAAUAGGAAGAUCUGUUGGUCAGAAGCUUUGCUUCACAAGGGACACAGCACUACAUGGUUUUUCUAUUGUUUUGGCUGUAAUUAACAGCUUUCUCAUGGCUUGAAAAGUUCUGUGUUUAUGGUCUGUGGUUGAUGUUGAUGUUGUCAAUGUUAUGGUUUAAAUAGGGAAAGAAGAUCUAAUUUCUACAGUACAUCCGGUCACUUUUAAUCUGUCAAAUUGACAUACACUGUUCAUAAAUAGUUGGUACUAGCUUUGUGAAUAAAAUUGAAGAAACUUG
Messenger RNA from Pocillopora verrucosa, 1436 nucleotides. Its product is annotated as protein SEC13 homolog. Gene Ontology annotation, molecular function: protein binding; structural molecule activity. Lineage: Eukaryota; Metazoa; Cnidaria; Anthozoa; Scleractinia; Pocilloporidae. Gene Ontology annotation, biological process: positive regulation of TOR signaling; protein import into nucleus; COPII-coated vesicle budding. The record is from RefSeq and is a predicted model, not a curated record. Gene Ontology annotation, cellular component: COPII vesicle coat; nuclear pore outer ring.